Molecule: messenger RNA, 822 nt
Organism: Nycticebus coucang (slow loris)
Lineage: Eukaryota; Metazoa; Chordata; Mammalia; Primates; Lorisidae
Gene: SEC11C
Product: SEC11 homolog C, signal peptidase complex subunit
Exons: 6
Coding region: 96-674 (192 amino acids)
Cellular component (GO): signal peptidase complex; membrane
Molecular function (GO): serine-type endopeptidase activity
Source: RefSeq, a predicted model, not a curated record
GACGCGGGGCUGGUGGGCGGGGGCCCGGCCGGUGCUCCACAGCUGUCUGUGACACCCGGAGCCGGCCGGUCGCUUGGGUCCCCAGAGACCCCACCAUGGUGCGCGCGGGCGCGGUGGGGACGCAUCUCCCCGCGUCCGGAUUGGACAUCUUCGGGGAUCUGAGAAAGAUGAAUAAGCGCCAGCUCUAUUACCAGGUGUUAAACUUUGCCAUGAUCGUGUCUUCGGCACUUAUGAUAUGGAAAGGCCUGAUCGUGCUCACCGGCAGCGAGAGCCCCAUCGUGGUGGUGCUGAGUGGCAGCAUGGAGCCGGCCUUCCACAGGGGAGACCUUCUGUUUCUCACAAAUUUCCGGGAAGACCCCAUUCGAGCUGGUGAAAUAGUUGUUUUUAAAGUUGAAGGACGAGACAUUCCAAUAGUUCACAGAGUAAUCAAAGUUCAUGAAAAAGAUAAUGGAGACAUCAAAUUUCUGACCAAAGGAGAUAAUAAUGAAGUUGAUGACAGAGGCUUAUACAAAGAAGGCCAGAACUGGCUUGAAAAGAAAGAUGUGGUGGGACGAGCUAGAGGGUUUUUACCAUAUGUUGGUAUGGUCACCAUAAUAAUGAAUGAUUAUCCGAAGUUCAAGUAUGCUCUCUUGGCUGUAAUGGGUGCAUAUGUGUUACUGAAACGUGAAUCUUAAAAUGAGCUGCAGUUCCUGAAACCAGACCGACGUGAAUUCUGUUGAAGAAGAGAAGAACUAAUAUAUUUGAAAUGUUCCACUUUCUGUAUAAAAAAGAAACAGUGUGGAGAUGUGUUUGUCUUGUCCAAAUAAAUGAUUCAUCAGUAAA